This is a messenger RNA of Schistosoma guineensis, 8732 nucleotides long. The record is from the annotation of a GenBank genome assembly. NCBI's taxonomy places the organism in Eukaryota, Metazoa, Platyhelminthes, Trematoda, Strigeidida, Schistosomatidae.
AAACUAGGUAUGACUGUUUUAAAUUGACUGUACCUAUAGAUUUUUCGAUAUAUCUAUUGAUACAAUAUAUGAGUGAUAAAUUACUCCAUCUCGAAGAAUCAUUGCGUAAUAAUACUUCUGUAUCCAUCAAUGAUGGUAAUACUAGUAAUGGUGACUCUCGUUUAAAUCAAAAUUCCCACUAUUCGUCACGGAAUUAUUCUAACGAUCAUGGUUCAGAAUCUGCAUUGUUGGAGGAUUGUGACCGGGAUUUCGUUACUAAACCAGUAGUAACAAGACCAACACUAGGUGACAAGCGUAACAGUACUGCGACUGGAAGUAGUAGCAGCGGCAUUGGUACAAUGCCAGGGGGGAAUAAUCGCACUGGAUCCAACAUCAUAGCUUUAAGUGGCUACGAGAAAGACAAAUUUUCACUAACUUCUCGUGAAAGCGAGAAACAACUAAAAAUGCCCGUUGUUACUCAAGAUCAUUCAAAUGAUAGUCAGAAUAAAUCUAGAGAAUUAUACCGUACUCAACUAACCGAUUCACAAUUAAUGAGACGUAAAACCUACGGAAAUGCACGUUCUAGCAGUCCUACAGUUAGUACAGAUACCAACUCCGAAACUCAUGUUCCAAAUGAAAAUUGUAAUGAUCAAUCUGCCUUAUCAAGGUCAAGGAAACGUGCAAGAAGUGAAGUCCCUAGGAUGGGAUCUACUGGUUCAAAUAAUUUAUCAUCGAAUCCUUUACUCAGAUCGGUUAAUGAUGACCAAGAAGACAGUGAAGACGGCGAGCGAGUUGCUUUGAAUAAAGGUAAUUCACGCUCAGAUAUUGAAGAAGAUGGAUUUCAUACUGGAAAUGAUUUCGACGUAGGCAUUCGUGGUAGACACCGCCGUCAAACGUAUCAACUAAACAGCCGUCAGAGAGACUCAUCUCUAGGUCGGUAUACACGAUCGACAGCGUAUGGUUCUUCAGGAGGCACAUUGCCUCGUCGGCAGCGUAUGACAGGGAGUCUAACUCGGGCUACCACAAUCAGUGGUGUUGAUCCACAUGGUACUUUAAGAUCAGCAUGUAGGCUUGCUCACUCUAUUCGUGCUGGCAUUAUUCCACCCCCACCAUCAGAGCCUCCUCCUGCUACACCACUCUCUGGUUCGUUGAUAUCUGAAUUAGAAUCUAUUGGACCAAAUGCAGUUACUGGUUUACUAAAUCCAUUCGCAUUACAGCUGCAUAAUUCACAACAACAACAGCAACAACAGGCUUUAGCAGCAGCUGUUGCAGCAGCCGGUGGAUUUCCACAAGUCUUAUCAGGUGUCAAUCAGAAUAAUCUGACCAAUUCUUAUAUGCUUAGUCCUGCUUUAUUGAAUGCUGAGACUAAUAAAUUACUUCAAUUACAACAAGCUAAACUAUUAGCUCAACAUCAAGUUGGUUUGGUGGAACAACAAUUACGUCAGCAACAGCAGCAACAACAACAACAGCAACAACUUCUAGCUGCUGCUGUGGCUGCCAACAGUUUAAUGCAAAAUCCCACAGUAAAUGGUCAUACUCUAUCAAAUGGAUCAUAUCUUCAAGGUUUCGGUACAUAUGGUCGUACAUCACGGCCUGGUUCGACCAUCCCACCUUCUAUGCAGUCAUAUUUAUCCCCAGGAAAUUUAUUAGCUGUUCAGCAGCAACAGCAAUUAGAAGCAAAUCAAUUAUUAUUAUUAAACGAUGCAAAUGUACAAAUGUCGACAUUGAAUUUUACGGGCUCUCCAUCUGUGAAUCUAUUGAAUUCAGAAUUAAAUGAAGCAGCCAGUAUAAGCAAAUCAUCCGCAGACUGUGGUGGUGGAGGUGGAGGAUCAGGUUCAGUGGUUUAUGAAAACUCCUACAGCUCAUUCAAUAAACUUUUGACAAACAGUGUUCUGCCUGACUCAUCUCUAUGUCAACCCGGUUUACAAUCAUUUAUUUCUACUAAUGGAUCAAAUCCGAAUGAUGCAAUUUAUAUAGGGAAUUCACAAAAUGUAUCAAUCAUGAAUGGUACGAUUGGGCAUGAUAAUAACACAGCUCCUCCACUAGUCCAAACGUUUAUAUCUUCCGUACAACAAUCACAGCAACAACAGGGUCGUUCAAAUAAUCCCGGGCUAAUUGACUCUACUAGAAGUAUUGAACCAACUUAUUCCACUACAAAUGAUGCUUUACGUGCCAAAUCAAAGUCUCAUUCAGAUUCAGUGGUUGUUGUUGAAAGAAAAUCUAAACGCCAUUGUCCAUGGUAUUACUGGAUUAUUAGUAUAUUGAUAUUAGCCUUCCUUCUCGCACUUGUACUGGCUGUAUCCUUUUCAGAGGAGAAGAAACGUUUAGACCAUCGGUUACAAGAACGAUUCGCUCAAGAUCCUGCGAUUAUAGGUCUUUUUGAUCCUAACUCACCUCCAUAUAUCUUAGAAGCAAAUAAGCCUGUAAAUAUUGUUCUAGAGCCAAUGAAAUCAUGGUCAGGUCAAUGGCAUAUGCCCACAGCGCGUUAUAUACGCUAUAAUAUUACAGUAUCUUCGUUAGCCUCAUCAAUUGGUGUAUUUAUGCGUCACAACACAAUGCCAACCAUUAUACAUUAUGAUAUAUUCGAUAGGAUAACUGGACAUAAUUUAUUAGCAAAUUCUGGUCGACAAGAAUUAGGCAGUCGUACAAAGCGUUCCACUCAAUCAACUAAUAGAAAUUCAAAGUCUUUAAUUCAUAUAGGUCCUAAAGAUGAAUUACGUGAAACUGGGCGUUUGCAUUAUUUAGAUGAAGGGAUAUGGUUUCUGGCUUUGGUUAACGAUCAACCUCGACGUGAACCAAUCAAAUUCGCUAUCGGUGAUGCAGUAAUGCGACGAGGUUGUCCAAAUGAUUGCAGUAAUCGUGGUGUGUGUGACGGUGGUGUUUGCGAUUGUGUGAAUGGAUUCAAAGGUCCAGAUUGUUCAAUAGCUGAGUUACCGAAAGUUUGCAGUGGGCAUGGUGAUUACGCAUCUGGUGCUUGUCGAUGUUAUCCUGAAUGGAAAGGUCAAGAGUGUCAGACAUUAUGGUCUGAAUGUGAAGAUCCUACCUGUUCAGGUAAUGGUCGUUGUGUUGUUGGUGAAUGUCAGUGUUAUGAAGGUUAUGCUGGAAAUUUGUGCCAGACACGAACGUGUAUCUCUUUCAAUUGUUCUGGUCACGGAGUUUGCAUGAAUGGAAAUUGUCGAUGCUUCAAUGGUUGGUCUGGUAUCGGUUGUGAGCUACCUGUACCUAAUCAUUUAAUAAAUUCUGAACUAAUUCAUCCGUCUAAUGGAGCAUCUACAUCUGGUAACACGGGUAAUGGAAAUAAUAAUAAUAAUAAUAAUAAUAAUAAUAAUAAUAAUAAUAAUAAUAAAAUGUUUAACCGAUUAAUGAUGAAGUCACUGUCUUCUCCUUCUUCAUCGUCUGUACGAGCGAUGGGAUUAUCAUCCGCACCUGUUAGGUUGUUGUUGGAUGCAGCAUCAGAACAAGAAUGCACACUCGACUGUAGUUCCCACGGUGUAUGUGAAUAUAUGGAUGGUUAUGAUCAGCCUGUAUGCCGAUGCUUUUCUGGUUGGACAGGUUCCGAUUGUUCUACAAAACGAUGCGAUACUCGUUGUUUUAUAAAUGGACAUUGUACUAAUGGUACAUGUAUUUGUAAAGUCGGUUGGAAUGGAAAAUACUGUACAUUAGAUGGUUGCCCAGAUCAUUGUAAUGGACACGGUCAAUGCAUCAUGAAUACAUUGACUAAUUUUUAUUAUUGUCAAUGUUCUCCUGGUUGGUCAGGUAGUGCGUGUCAACGACAAAUCGAAACAAUAUGUGAUGAUGGGAUAGAUAAUGAUCAUGAUGAUCUUGUUGAUUGUUUAGAUCCCGAUUGUUGUACAUCGACACAUUGUGACCGACUCAUUAAACUUGGUCCAAAUGCUGGUGGUCUAGCUGCUGAUAACGCUCAACAAAGUUGUGCACAUAGUGAAUCAUUUGAUUAUUACUUAUUAAUUACACCGAUUGCACCCUUGGACAGUGCAUUUUAUGGCCAAUUAGAAUUCCUUCUAAGACGUGAACGUAUUGUUGUAGAGAACUUUGAUCCCAGACGUAUUUCCGUUGUUCGUGGUGUGGUUCGUCAGUGGGAUGGAACUGUAUUUUGGGGUUGUCGUGUAUCCGAUCGAGCUAAUAUGCAAAAUGGAUACACACUAACUGAUAAGAAUGGAAGAUUUGACUUACCAGUUGAUGGGGGAACAAUUGUUCAGUUAGAAUUCUUACGGUAUCCGACUGAUCGAUUUUCAGCCAUACAUAAUUUAUAUGUCCCUGUUAAUCAAAUUGUCAAUAUGGGUGAUUUUUAUAUGUAUGAUGCUAAACAAUUAUCACAUAAUGACCUACCCACAACAAUAACAACGAAAACUAAUACAAAUAAUAUUAUAUCAGGGGAUUUUGGGGGUACACUUGGUCCAUCACCAAUACACGGGGAUUUAUGGAUUAUGAACAGUUUUAUGCCCAAGUUCUCAGAUAAAGAUAUAGUCGUAGAAAAUUUAUGUAUUAGUGGAAAUAUACAUGACAUAGUUACACUUGGUGGUCCUUAUAUCCAAAGCAAUUCAUUAAUGGAUAUUUCUACUAUUUGCCUAGAUGAGCAAAAUGUCAUAUGCGUCAGAAAUGGAGCAUUGAUGUAUAAUAUUCCGAUAAAGGAUACACAACUGCGGCUUAUAUACCGUUCCGAUCGCACUUCCGGUUACAAACCUGGCAUAUCUAUUCAUUUAUUAGCAUCGAAUCGCGCUCCACCUUUGAAUUUGAAAGAAAUUCACCUAGUAAUUGAUAUUGCUGGUCAACGCCACGUGAAGCUUUUAGAACCUGAACCUGGCUUACUAAACACUUUCUACUGGAAUAAAACGGAUGGUUACAAUCGCUCUGUUUAUGGUUUAGCUGAAGCUAAAGUAUCUGUUGGUUAUGCAUACACGAACUGUCCACGUAUUUUCUGGGAAUAUCGAGUUGUCCAACUACCCGGAAGCGAACUAAUCAGUUCAGAUUUAGCUAAUUGGAAUUUAAAUAUUUUACAUACGUAUGCGGUUAGCCAUGGGAUUAUUUAUCGCGGUGAUGGUUCACAUUUCUACUUGAAACAAACAGACUGGCAUAUUAGUGCAGUCAUUGGACUAACUGAACAACGUCGACCGCCAAACGACUGUAGUCAAUGUUCAAUUAAUGAUAAACCAACUCGACAAUUAUCUCUACGUAACCCAUACUGUUUACUAACUGAUUCAGUUGGCAAUCUUCUAAUUGGAGAUGGGGGAUUUUUACGUUGGUUAAAUUCAACUAAAUCAGCCGAGGAGUACAAGUCUUCAUCAGUGUUAUCGUCUUCCUCACUAUCUUUUAGAGCGCCACUGAUAAGAUCAGAUUCACUAAACAGUCCAUUUCAAGAACAAUUGAAACGUAAUGAUCGUAGAAGAUGGGAAACAAUAAUUGAUUACAAGCUUGACUUUCUUCAAUCUAAUUUUGAUGAAGAUCAGUUAACAAACUAUUUUAUAACUGUUCAUCCAAAUUAUAUAUAUCGUACAAACGAUUACACUAUGGUAACAUUAUUAGGGAACAGUGGAAAUGUUGGUGGAGCAGACCUUUCAAAUGGAUUAUUCCUGUCACACACGAGUAGUAAAAGCAUAUGGUGGCUAAAAACUACACCAGAUUUAUCAGCACACUUACUUAUUGGAGGAAAUUGUCAAUCGCCAAGCUCUAAAUCUAACAUUAAUUCUGAAUCAUCGUCCUCAACUGCAUUCAACUACCAAGAGUUCUGUAUUAAACAGAAUUUGAAAUCCCCUAAAGGAAUUGCCGCUACACAAACGGAAUUGUAUUUUAUUGAUUCUCAAUCUAUUUGGUCAUUGUCGUUACGGCAAACUGGUUCUAGUACGAUCCCAUUUUCCCGACUUGUAAUUGGAAGUGAUCCAAAUUAUUCAUCAAAUCCAAAGUCACUUAACACAACUACCUCAGGGACCAGUAUUCCAAAAACAACUCCAUCUUCAUCGACACCACCUUGUGACCGAUCUGUCCCGGGAAAUCAGAUGUUGUUAAAUAAUCCUGAACACUUGGCAUUUAACACCUUAGAGCAAACAUUAUACUUCUCUGAUAACGACCAUGUUUAUCGUUACCAUUUAGUCAAUCAAAUGGUAUCGUUAGCAGCUGGACGCCUUAAAGGCUGUCCUAUUAAAACAGAUGAUUGGAGUUUUGCUCCACUGGCAACACAAGUUGAAUUAGGUGAUAUUCGUGGUCUCAGUGUAUCACCUCAAGGUGAUUUGUUUAUCGCGGGACCUCAGCAUAUAUGGAUCCGUCGGUCGAAUGAUAAUCGCUUGUAUCCUAUUACUGGAAUUCAUCCUAGUCAACCUAGACAGUUCAAGGGAGAUGUGAAUAAUUCAAAGAAACGUCAUUCUAGCACUGAUGAAAGUGUUAUAGAUUUAGGAUUAGUCAAUGAAUUUUCAUUUAACAGUAUUAGCAGUAUAACUGUCAGUUUAUUUGGUGAACUAUUUGUAGCCGAUAAUUCACAUAACAGAGUAUAUCGUAUACAUUAUCAAUUGCCGGAAAAGUCUGAAACAGGCAACACAUAUCGUAUACUAUAUUCACAAACAGAUGAAAUCGAUUCAUUCGGUUCUUAUGGCCAAUUGAUUUCAACUGAGAGUGCUUCUACUCAAAUGAUAUCACAUAGACUGGAUUAUCGUAAUAAUGAAAUAAGCGGUUGGCUUUCACAAAUUCGUGGUGAUGAUCAUAAUAUUAAAUUAAGUAUACAUCGUGAUACACAUGGAAAUCUUUUACGCCUUCAAACCCCAACAGGUCAUCUGUACAAUGUAACACUGGAGCCUGGUUCUGGACAACGCAUUAGUACUCUUGUUGAUCCAGUUAACGGAGGUCUUUGGAAAUUUCUUUAUUCAUCAGACGGUCUCUUAACUUAUUUAAAAAAUCCACAGGAUUCAAGUUAUACACAAUUUCACUAUGCUCCUGAAUCAGGUCGUUUGCUACAAAUUACAUAUCCGAACGCUAAAUCUAUUGAUGUAGCUCGUAUUGUCAGGAGUCAAAUCCCUGUGAAUAUGAGAUUUCAUACUUUGGAUGAAGUUUCAAAUCAAGAUAAUACACCUAAAAGUGAUUCAACAAAUACUCCUGAUCAGUUGUCCACAGUAAUCAUGAUACAAACUACGGAUUCCAAUAAACAUGAGAUGGAAAUCGACUAUGGCGAUUCAAAUAAUCUUUGGAAAGUUCUUCUAGCGCAAGUUUAUCAAAUUCGAAAGGAUUUAUACGCACCAGUACAAUUGGUUCGACAAAUCACGAUACCUGGGAAUAGUAUAAGAAAUGCAAUUGAACAUACAAAUGUAUGGACAUAUCAUUUGAAUGAUCAAAGUAAUCCAAGAAUACUUGAUACUCAUACUUCAAUAGGUGGUGGAGGAUAUUCAGAUUUUGGCGUAAAUUUUGAUAAGAAGUCACAACCAUAUCACUUUUUUAAGAAUCAUUUUCGACGUAGUAUUUCGGCACAGAAUUAUCUAUCUGGAUCAGAUUUACAUCGUUCAAAACGUCAAAUGUCCCAUCCUUUUUCUAAGAGAUUUACUGCUCGGUCUAUUUUUAAUUAUAAUGACAAGAAUUAUAAUAAUCUCGGUGAAGAAGUAGACUGGCAUUAUCAGAAGACCCUGACAGUGAAUGGUCAAAAUCUGCUCAAUGUUAAUUUUAACUGGGCAUUACAAUUAGAAACUUAUCAACAUGUUUCAACUGGACACAUUCUUUUGCAAGUCGUGUAUAAUGCGAAUUUUCAACCGAUGAUUUUUAAUGCUUCUGCAAAUUACUUGCAAUCGGCGGGAGCACAUGAAAUGUUUUAUCCAACAAAAGCAGAUUAUAUACGACCAGCCACAUUGAUACUUGCAUAUACAAAGACUGGACAUUUAAGUGCAGUUGAGUGGGGAAAUGCAAGUUAUCAUUUUUCCUAUGAUGUUCUGAAUCGAUUGAAAGCAGCCGAUUUAGGAAGACCUGCGGAUACUUUAUCAUUUCAAUAUGGAAUCCAAAAUAUUCCAUUUCAGCCAACAAUGGUUUCUGUGAGUGGAUCAGGUCUCUACACAUUACUUUAUUCUGAUAGCUUUAUUGGGUCUAGUGAACAUCAAGAAGCUAGUUCAUUAUCAUCAUCAAAAUCAGACUAUAUUGGUCUUUCUGGAGUUAUCACUCCAACCGGUCUUAGACGUCAGUUUACUCGAAUCAAUGGAAUAAAAGUUAAUCGUUUGAUGUUUACACCAUGGCUAGACUCACCCGGUUCCUGGGUCUAUGAAUGGGGAAGUGAUGUUGGUAGUUCUAUGAAAUUAUCAUCAGAUCAUUCACACUUGCUUCGUUUCAUAUGGCCAAGUAGUUAUAGGCGUAUAUCAAUAUUUCCUAAACAAAAUUUCGUAAUUUACGAUAAAACAUCAGUUCGAUGGGAUUCUAAUGGUUUGAAGCAACCAGUUAAUAUAUUAACUGCUCCACUUGUACAGUUGACGGAUACUGCAUCUGGUUUUCGAUUACAGUAUCAGCGUAUCUUUCAAGGAAGUUUAUUACAAUCUUUGCAUAUAAAUCACCGACUACCAGGUGUAAAAACUGCCCAUCCUAAUCUUGGAGGAAUCCUGAAUGCGAAAUUCACUUAUGGUUAUGACUUAAAUAUGAAUGUCAUGGGUCUAUGUGAACCAACAUCAAAAGCUGUUAUAUGUGAUGGGAUGACAUCAUCCAUAACAUCCUCAUUUUUAUAUUUGUUUCUCAUUAUAUCGGGUCAUGGUACAACAGAUAUGUCCACGGCAGAAAACUGA